AUGGCUAGAAGGCACAGUAGUGAAUUGAGCGAUAAAGAUAAGAGGUACAGAAGUAAAAAGAAUCCCAAGUCGAACAAUCGUGGCAAGGAAAUCAAUUCUUCAGGUUUUGAUGAUAGAGAAUAUUGUCGAAAAAGAAAGGACUUGGAUAUUGAUGAAGGUUAUAGAACAAAGCGACAUGAGCAUCAUAGGAAGGAAUCUCGAAACAAUGAGCGAGAUGGCAAUUCAAAACCACGUCAUGGACGCUCUAUAUUGCAAGAGGGAAACCGAAACCUGAACACUGAUGCGUUAGGUUCGGGAAAGAGAGAUCCAGUUUACGUUCCGCCUUAUAAGUUGGCCCGAAUGAUGAAAGAGGUCGAAGAUAAAAGUAGCAUCGAGUAUCAGAGGCUGUCAUGGGAUGCCCUAAAAAAGAGCAUCAAUGGGGUAGUAAACAAGGUCAAUGCUGCCAACCUAAAGAAUAUCAUCCCUGAAAUCUUUUCGGAGAAUCUCAUUCGCGGUAGGGGUCUCUUCUGUCGAUCCAUUAUGAAGUCACAGAUGGCAUCUCCGGCAUUCACAGACGUUAUUGCGGCCUUGGUUGCUGCUGUCAACACCAAGUUUCCUGAAGUCGGACGGCUAUUGUUGAGAAGAAUUGUCCUCAAUCUUAAGAUAGCAUUCAAGCGGAACGACAAGACACAGCUACUAGCUGCAGUUAAAUUCGUUGCUCAUCUUGUAAACCAGCAAGUGGCUCAUGAGAUUGUAGCACUGGAAUUGCUCACUGUGCUACUUGAGAACCCUACUGAUGAUAGUGUUGAAGUUGCUGUUUCGUGUGUGACAGAUUGUGGCUCAAUGCUUCAAGACCUUUCACCAAAAGGGCUGCGCGGCAUCUUUGAUAGGUUUCUGGGGAUUCUUCAUGAAGGUGAUAUUGACAAACGAGUACAGUUUUUGAUUGAAGGCUUAUUAGCUUUAAGGAAAGCCAAGUUCAAUGGGCACCCUGCUGUUCGUCCAGAGUUGGACCUUGUAGAGCAAGAAGAUCAGUUCACCCAUGAGGUGUCUCUCCAAGAUGAGAUGGAUCCAGAAGAUAGCCUCAAUAUUUUUACAUUGGACCCUAAUUUCCUUGAGAAUGAGAAGCGCUACGAAGAAGUGAAGAAAACAAUACUAGGUGAAGAGGAGUCUGAAUAUGGCGAUGACGACAAUGAAUCUGAAGAAGAAGAAGAGGACGAAGAGCAGCGCAUGCAAAUAAAAGAUAAGACAGACACAGAUCUUGUCAAUCUUCGAAGAACUAUAUAUCUGACCAUCAUGAAUAGUCUAGGUUUUGAGGAAGCAGGUAAUAAGCUCCUUAAGAUUAAGCUCGAACCAGGCCAAGAGAUGGAGCUAUGCACUAUGCUCUUAGAAUGUUGCCGUCAGGAGAAGAAGUACAUCCGAUUUUACGGUCUCUUGGGACAGCGGCUCUGCAUGAUCAAAAGAGUCUACCAGGAAAACUUUGAGAGAUGUUUUGUACAGCAGUACUCGAUGAUCCACCGCCUCGAAACAAACGAGAUCCGCAAUGUUGCUUCAUUUUACGCUCAUUUACUCUCAACAGAUGCUAUUACAUGGUAUUGCAUAGCCUAUAUGCGACUAACCGAAGAGGACACCACUUCAUCUUCUCGGAUUUUUAUCAAGAUCCUUUUCCAGGAGCUGUCGGAGGCGCUUGGCGUUCUUAAGCUUAAUGAACGGCUCCAUGAUCCGGCUAUGCAAGAAAGUAGUGAGUCUAUUUUGCCUAGGGAUAAUCUAAGGAACACGAAGUUCGCCAUAAAUUUCUUCACUCAAAUAGGGCUCGGUCCCCUCACUGAGAACCUGCGUCGUGUGUAUUCGGAUCAACGGGCACAGCUAAUUAAGCAACAGCAAGAAGCAGUUUCUGAUUCAAAAUCGGAAUCUUCAAGUAGAUGA
Messenger RNA from Argentina anserina (silverweed cinquefoil), 1902 nucleotides. RefSeq lists its product as uncharacterized. The record is from RefSeq and is a predicted model, not a curated record. Gene Ontology annotation, molecular function: RNA binding; protein binding. Gene Ontology annotation, cellular component: catalytic step 2 spliceosome. The coding region runs from base 1 to 1902 and encodes 633 amino acids. Gene Ontology annotation, biological process: mRNA splicing, via spliceosome. Lineage: Eukaryota; Viridiplantae; Streptophyta; Magnoliopsida; Rosales; Rosaceae. The transcript has a single exon.